Messenger RNA from Aspergillus nidulans FGSC A4, 1275 nucleotides. RefSeq lists its product as uncharacterized. NCBI's taxonomy places the organism in Eukaryota, Fungi, Ascomycota, Eurotiomycetes, Eurotiales, Aspergillaceae. Gene Ontology annotation, biological process: attachment of spindle microtubules to kinetochore. Bases 23 to 760 code for a protein of 245 amino acids. Gene Ontology annotation, cellular component: spindle; nucleus; DASH complex. The transcript is spliced from 3 exons. The record is from RefSeq and is a predicted model, not a curated record.
GGCCCCAUUUGAUUCAAGAGAAAUGUCGUUGCUAGAAAGCCACCUGGAGCAAAUUAUGCUCUCAUCGAAUGCGAUCGCAGAACUACCCUUCCCCCAGCCACGGAUUUUCACGAAUGCUCUUCUGGGCAGCCAUGAUAUCACCGCCCUAAUUCGAGACACGGAAGCACAUGAGCGAGCUUUGUUUCAAAGCGACCCAACCGUGAAAGCUAGUAACUCCCAGAAAAGGGCCACAAGGCGAGCAACACAAUUCCAGCCGGAAGCAGAAACGGAAUCUAUGGCAAGUCGGAUCUACUCCGCUCGAAAUAGCAGGAAUAAUUCGGCAGUUGCAAGGGUCUUGGGCUCUGAUAUGAUGGACGAGAUAAAACGUUCUGCUCGAACUUCGACUAAUGGGAGUCGUGGUGAAGUCAACAUCGACGUCUUGCUUAAAGGCGCAGAGAUACUUUGUAAUGUUUAUCCUGUCGCUGGCGCUCAGGAUAAGAUUGCCAGCCUCCGCUACCGCAACCAAGUCAUUUCGGAGUCAAUCGCAGAGUUGGAGGAGCGGGUAGCGAGGAAUGCUUCAGAAUUGGAGAGCAUGAGCCACCUUCAUGAUGAUGACUACGACGAACUAGACAAUGCCAGCUCUCCGAGUGCUGGCGUGUUAGACGUUACGGAUGCGGACAUUGAGCGGGAAUUGAAAGAGAUACGGGAGCUUGAAAGGAGAAAGCGGAAUCUUGAGGACCGCGUCAACGGCAUGGAGCGCGAUUUGGGCGGCCUUUCGUGAUGACUACAUCAAAUAUUCUCAGUCCAAUUACUGCGCACUGAUACCACAACAGACACGCGAGAGAUAUACGCGCUGUCACGACAUUCUCUUUACCCAACAAGAACGCUGGGAAAUUCGUCGGCUCCGGCAAGCAGCGUUAUUGCUCCUAUCGAGCGAACGAGGAACCACGCAUCAACAAUCGCGGCACAUACAUCAGAUCGAAAUGGCAGAGGAAAAGCCCGUUCUCUGGUAAUUCUGCUGGGCGUGGUAUACUGGUGAUAGUCGUUGCCACUUUCGAGUCCAUGCUGAUUGCCAUAAGUGCCGCUUGAGCACUACACUCCGACAUAGCAUGCAUAGACAACGCCGCAUUGACCGAUAGUCCCAAUGCGGGAAUAAUUGCUCUACUCAGGUCAGUCUCGUGUAAAGAGAGCGAGUUGAUCCGUUGAUUCCAGCUUAUUGACCUGAUGCCAUGAAGACAACUUGUAAUGGUAGUUUGAUAUAGAGAAGCAGUUUAGCAUUAAACAAUUUUUACAUAU